ACGCUAGUGCCUGGUGACGUGGCGGCCGUGUUGUGUCGGGAAGGGGCCGUGGGAGGUCCGGGAGGGUAGCGGAGGGGCGGCCCGCGGUGCUGGCGGCUGGCGGCGAUGCUGGAGAUGAUGGCAGCGGCUCAGGGCAGCUCGGGAUCGGCCAGCGGCUCCUCCGCCAGGCUGGAAGUCUCCAUCGACGGCCUGACCCUGACCCCGGACUCGGACGAUGUGGAGCCGGAGAGCAGCAGGCAGCGGGAGGCCUCGGCCGCACACCUUCCCUCCGCGGCAACGGCGGCCGAGCCCGGGCCUGGAGCAGGCCUGGGCCUUGGAGGUGGAUCGGGGGCGGAGAAACAGGACGGUGGGGAAUACACGCAGGUCGAGGAGAUGGAGAAACGAUGGGGCUUCAAUCUGAAUGAGCUCUACUGCCUGGCUCUCAAAUUCUUUAAAGAAAAAGACGGUAAAGCUUUCCACCCGACAUAUGAAGAGAAAUUGAAAUUUGUCGCCCUGCAUAAACAGAUCACAGUUGGUCCUUGCAGCCCUGAUUCUUGCCCAGAAGUUGGCUUCUUUGAUGUUCUUGGUAAUGAUAGAAGGAGAGAAUGGACUGCCCUGGGCAACAUGAGGAAAGAAAAUGCCAUGGUGGAGUAUGUCCAGUUGCUGAACAAAUGUUGCAGUCUGUUUGAACCUUAUGUCACAUCCCAUAAAAUAGAGAAGGAGGAGCAAGAAAGGAAAAGGAGAGAAGAGGAGGAGAGGCGACAAAGGGAAGAAGAAGAACGAGAACGCUUGCGGCAGGAGGAGGAGAGAAGGCGACGAGAGGAGGAAGAGAAAAGGAGGCGGGAAGAGGAGGAGAGGAGGAGGUUGGAGGAAGAACGGCUUCGAAUGGAACAGCAAAAGCAACAGAUCAUGGCUGCCUUAAAUGCACAAACUGCAGUGCAGUUCCAGCAGUAUGCAGCCCAGCAGUACCCUGGCAACUUCGAGCAGCAGCAACUCCUGAUUCGUCAGCUUCAGGAGCAGCACUAUCAACAGUACAUGCAGCAGCUGUAUCAGGUACAGCUAGCACAGCAGCAGGCAACACUACAAAAACAACAGGAGCCAAUAGUAUCAUCAACCCACAUUGGGGUAGGAGAGGUACCGACAGUGAAUGGACGGACUACUACGCAUUCAGACCUUUCAGAAAAAGAGCCAGAGCCAGAAUCUUCAGAAGAAGUGCUGGAAAAUGGACCAAAAGACACAGCUCCGGUCAUAGCUGCUCCCUCCAUGUGGACCCGACCACAAAUCAAAGACUUCAAGGAGAAGAUUCGGCAAGACGCAGACUCUGUCAUCACGGUGGGCAGGGGAGAGGUAGUAACCGUGCGAGUGCCUACGCAUGAAGAGGGUGCUUACCUCUUCUGGGAAUUUGCUACAGACAAUUAUGAUAUAGGCUUUGGUGUCUGCUUCGAAUGGACAGAUUGUCCGAAUACCACAGUGAGCGUACAUGUCAGUGAAUCCAGUGACGAUGACGAUGAUGAUGAAGACAGUCCCAGUGAAGGAGAAAAAGUCAAGAAGGAGGCCAACAAAGUACAGGUAGAUGAAGUGGUACCAGUCUACAGACGAGAUUGCCAUGAGGAGGUGUAUGCUGGAUCCCAUCAGUACCCGGGCAGAGGGGUCUAUCUCCUGAAAUUCGACAAUUCCUACUCACUCUGGAGGUCAAAAUCUGUUUAUUACAGAGUAUAUUAUACCAGAUAAAACCAAGCUUACCCAUGCUUGGCACUUGCUUCUUUUUGUUUUAUUUUGUAAACUUCAAUUUGCACAUUGUGCAUUGAAAUAAGUAUCUAAAUCAUUCUAUAUAACAAAUUGGGUGAAGGAUCUUCUACUGCAGCAAUGAGACUCACUGCCAGGAAUUGGUUUCAUUAGCCUUCUUCAGAGCCAUUACUAUGCUGACUUGUUGCUGGCACUGAUAACCAUUUGUAUGUUGCAUUUUGAAGACUGGUUAAUGCAAACGUCUGUAGUCUAUAGAGUCUUAAAGCAGAGGGUAGCUUAAUAAAGAAAUGCUUGACUGGAUGCAUUGAUAUCACCUUGUCAAUUUGCCCCAAUAAAUACCUCAGUGUAGUUAUCCCCAGUAUCAGUUCCAGCAGAUUUAAAAGCCUAGCCUGUUUUACUCAACUCUGUUGAGAAGUCUCAGUUGGGUAUGCUUCGUAAGAUGAGUUUCUUACCAUCAGAACUGGAAGUGGCAUUUCCACGAGAUGUGGUCAGGCCACAAGUUGUAUGGGGUGAAAAUCCAAGAUUGAGUAGGGAGAGAUGAGUCAGCAUUUUGUGCAUGACUGUCCUUGUGUCCAAAGCAACUCAUCAAUUGUUUUGUUUCUCGGACAAUAUUUGGCCAUCUAUUUAUUCAGCCCAAACAGAGAUGGGACUAUUGAUGGGGACUUGUGACUUCAGUCAUGCAGUGAGCGCCAAUCUUUCUUCUUUUUUUGAGUUUUUCUUAAAUUAAAUGGAAAAGCUUUUGAUGCACUCAGGAUUUGAAAUGUUCCUCGGUUAAAAACAUUGUCCUGGUUUACCUCCUUGGUCUAUCCUGUUCAGUCCAGAUAACUUGUUAUCCCACUCAGCUGGAGGGAUGCCUUGGGCCUCUUCAGGCUACUGCCUACUGCAACCUUCCCUCAGCAUUAACAAACUGGCUUCCUUUGGCACUCACCUCCUGCACUGACAGUGCCACUUGAGACCCCAGAGCCACUUGCCUGAGCUUUUCGAAAAACGCCUUGUUCUAGAGGAUAUAAUGGCCCAGGGCAGUGGAUAGUAGUACAUGACCAUGAUUUACCGGGGUUUUUUUCUUUUGAGAUUUGACUUUACAGUUUUCAGAAACAUCCCUUCUUAAAACCCCAUCCCAGGCAUCCCCAGCCGAAAACCAUUCCAUGCCAUGAGAUAUACAGUUAUGAUAGUGAGCAGCUGCAUUUUCUACUUUACUGAGCUGCUUGAUCUUGACAACAGUAAUCAGGAAGCUGUUUCCUCCGUGUUUCUGGGUGAGCUGAAACAGGGUUUGAUGUCCUUCUCUCUAUCCAGUGAUUCCCUGCUGCUGGUUGUUAGGUGAGAACAGGUUAAGCUUUCUGUGAUGUACUGUGUGCUUCGUACUGCUGCCAGUCUGUCUGGACUUUGCAAGUCAGGGUUUUUAUUUAUAUAUACCAGUUGUCAUGAAUCAAAGCGGCAAAACAGUGCUGCGCCCCAUCAGUCCAGCCUCAUUGACUUGAGUGGAGACCCGAAUCCAGCUUAAGAGGUGAGUUUCUUGAGCCCAGCCUGACUAUUGUGCUGAAACCUGAACAGUUUUGACCUGGUUUUCACUUCAACUUCCUACUGUAUCCCAAUUGUUGAUCACCCACUCCUGGUACAGAGUACUCUGUCCACAGGGGUUUUUUUUAAUGACCUUCAUCGGUUAUUUGCAGUUGUGCUCAUUUCAGAGAGUGAGCAGCCCAGCAAUUAAUUGGUGUGUUGAGAUGAAGGAUUAAAAUCGGGAGAACAGAUAUAGUGAGCAGCCCUCCCUCACAGAUGAGUUACCCUCAUUGACAUGAAGAGAAUAGUGUAGUGUCUGACAAUUUCAUUCCUUGUGAUACAGGAAGGCUCUUGUUUUCUGUACUCUCCAUAAGGAUUUGCCUUUCACUAUUUUUAUUUUCAACAAAGCUGUUUGUGUGCAAGCAUAAAGGGGUUUAUACGUUACAUUGAUAAAGAAAUGCUUAUAAACUUGAUGGAUCUCACAUGGUAAUGCUCACUGAACCUUUCUCCCUGUGAAGAUGAUGAGGGAGAGGGGUAACAGCUUCUAAAUUCUUGAAAUUGACAAGUUGAAUGCAAGUUUUGGUUUCUAACUCAGAAGAUAUCAGCCUGUGCACUUUUUCCUUAAACUUAAGAGGUCUGCAUCACCUAGUAGAAGUUAUAUAGGAAGGCCCAUUUGAAGUGUAGACUUUGAUAUAUAACUUGCAUCACAUAGUAGCAUCACUGUUUUAUUCAGGUGAUCGGGAGCUGCAGCUUGUUUCUGGAAGACCUUGUUGUCACCAAAGCAUCUUAAUUAAAAAAUAGCUUCAGAUUUCCUUUUGAAAUCACUUCUUUCAUUUCUUGGAGUGAGCUUCUGUUGUAGCAGUAUAGCUGCGACCUGUACAGUUCUGAGAUGGCAGUUGUUUCUACAGGCAGUGCUUUUGUUUUUUUUCUCUCUCUCUCUUCCCUGCCCGCCCUUAUAUAAAUAAUCAUUUUGUUAACGCUUGUACAUAAUGCUUUUCCCUGAUUCCCUUUUUUGUGCAUUGUAUUUACUGCUGUUUUCCUAAUUGCAGGCACCAACUAUUUUAUAUGGUUUGAAUUAGUCUGAUUUUCAGAGAAACAGAAAUGCAAUGGACUCUCAUUUAACAGGGUGUGUUGCUGGAAAUGUGGCCUGAUGUUCUGAGAUGUUACUCUGAUAGAGAGGUUUCCCAGAAUAUUAAACUUGGAAAGAUUU
Messenger RNA from Stegostoma tigrinum, 4432 nucleotides. It is a transcript of the gene acbd3, whose product is annotated as acyl-Coenzyme A binding domain containing 3. Gene Ontology annotation, molecular function: fatty-acyl-CoA binding. The transcript is spliced from 8 exons. The coding region runs from base 106 to 1710 and encodes 534 amino acids. NCBI's taxonomy places the organism in Eukaryota, Metazoa, Chordata, Chondrichthyes, Orectolobiformes, Stegostomatidae. Gene Ontology annotation, cellular component: Golgi membrane. The record is from RefSeq and is a predicted model, not a curated record.